AGAAGAAGAAAAGAACCGGCGUUGGUUUCCUGUAUUGGUCUGUUCGCAGUCUGGUACAAAAAAAAAUAAAGAUUAAGAUGGCUGCUUCCAAGAGGUCCAACAUGAGUUCAGAAAACUCAACGGAAGAUGGGUUAAAAGCAAAUAAAGCUGACAUUAGCAGUAAAGUCGAUCUGUUAAUUCAGAGCAGAAAACACGCAAACGAUGUGUUCGACAUUCUUGAGUACCUGCAGUCAGAGAAAGAGAAGAUCGUUGUUUCUGCGAUAAAUGCAUGUUGUAAACUGUUCUGCACGUUAUUGGAGAGGGCAGACCUAUUUGUUGGGCAACUGCCGAAAGAAGAGGAAAUGUUAAUUGGUGAUCACAGUGCAGAUGAGAAGUACAGGAUGUUCAUGCGCCACCGUUACAACAGCUGUUUGGACCUGCUUCUAGAGCACAUCAGUCAUGAUUCAUACCAGAUUAAAGAGAGUGCCCUGUGUACUCUGAUGAAAUUUGCCUCCAUGGAAGGGAAGUUUCCACUCCAAGACUUAGACUGGAGUGAACACUACAGCUUCCCAAGAGAAAUCAUCCAGGCAGUGGUUGACAAACUCCUCUCUCAGGAGGAGGAUAUGGCCCUUCUUAUCUCCAGAUUUCAGGAGUACCUGGAGAUGGAAGAUGUGCGUUACUACGUCAUGAGUGCCAUCCGUGAGAAUGUUGCCAGGGUGAUGGACAAAAACAAAGGGGUGGUGAUUCCGGUCUACCAGAACAAUGUGUUCACUCUGCUGUCUAAUAUCAGCAUGCCAAGCCAGGAGUCUGAACUGACCAACUACCUGGUCAAACAGGAAGCUAAACAUGAAGACUGGAAAGCAGCUAAACUAAAAGAACACAAACGUGCCUUUGAACGUCUGUGGCUCGGGUUUCUGAAGUAUAAGUUGCCUAGCAGCAUGUACAAGAUGGUGCUGGUUAUCCUCCAUGACUCCAUCCUGCCCCACAUUAGCAAUCCCACACUGAUGAUCGACUUCCUGACUGCAGCAUAUGAUGUUGGAGGGGCCAUCAGUCUGCUAGCCCUCAAUGGCCUGUUUGUGCUCAUCCAUCAACACAACCUAGACUAUCCAGAUUUCUACAAGAAGUUGUACAACCUGCUGGAGCCCUCGGUUUUCCAUGUGAAGUACAGAGCACGCUUCUUCCACUUAGCAAAUAUUUUUCUCUCCUCCACUCACCUGCCAGUCUACUUGGUGGCUGCUUUUGCCAAGCGUCUGUCCCGUUUGGCUCUCACUGCGCCACCUGCUGCCCUGUUGAUGGUACUACCCUUCAUCUGCAACCUGAUUCGCCGUCAUCCUGCCUGCCGUGUCCUCAUUCAUAGGCCCAGUGCAGCAGAUCAAGCCUGUGAUGACCCGUACAUGAUGGAGGAGGAGGACCCUGCCCGCUGUCAUGCCCUGGAGAGCAGCUUAUGGGAGCUUCAGACUCUGCAGAACCAUUACCACCCUGAUGUGGCAAAAGCUGCCAUGGCGAUCAACAAGCCACUGUCACAGAAGGAGGAUGACUUUAAAGAGCUGCUGGAGCUUUCCACCUAUGAGAUGAUGGAUCGGGCUCUGAAGCAGAAGCAGAGCAGGGCGGUACCACUAGAGUUUGACCCUGCCACCCAGCUGUUGCAGGGUUCUGGGGGUGUGGGGGUGCUGGGGAUGCACUUUGGUCUGGAGUAGAAACCACCAGGACCAUGUUUUUUUUUUACUCACGGUCCCUCCCCAUACAGCCUUUUCAUUUUAUACACCGGUUUUUAUUUCAAUAAACCAUCAGAAAACUAGUAA
Messenger RNA from Esox lucius (northern pike), 1781 nucleotides. It is a transcript of the gene noc4l, whose product is annotated as nucleolar complex associated 4 homolog. Gene Ontology annotation, cellular component: nucleolus; Noc4p-Nop14p complex; small-subunit processome. The record is from RefSeq and is a predicted model, not a curated record. Lineage: Eukaryota; Metazoa; Chordata; Actinopteri; Esociformes; Esocidae. Gene Ontology annotation, biological process: ribosome biogenesis. The transcript is spliced from 15 exons. The coding region runs from base 78 to 1676 and encodes 532 amino acids.